AUGUCGGAAGUCGCGGCCCUGGAGGCGGAGGUCAAAGAAUUCAAGCUUCAGCUUGAAACGAUCCAGUCUAGCUUGCAGGUAGAUCCCGAUAACACAGAGCUGCAGAGUCUCAAAACUGAACUCGAAGAACUUAUAACCCUCACCGAAACUGCCAUCGCCGAACUUGCGCCAACAGCACCCACCGCUUCUAAGCCCCAGAAACCAGCAUUCAAAAAUACAGGGUAUCGAGAACCUGGCCCCGACAAGCCCGUCGUGGACCAUGAUGAACCAGCACAGGUGCAGGUUUCGUUCGCCGUCAAUGAUAAUGUCCUCGCCCGUUGGGUGUCAGGAGACAACGUGUUCUACCCAGCGCGUAUCACCUCCAUCACUGGCUCGUCCAGCAACCCUGUCUACCUGGUUUCAUUCAAGUCCUACAACACCGUGGAGAACCUGACAGCCAAGGACAUCCGGCCUGUCUCUGGCACUGACUCGCGUAAGCGCAAGGCUGAUGGGACUCCAGGAAGCUCGGCAUCCCCGUCGCCCGCGCCGCAAUCACAUGUCAACGUGAUCUCAGCGGCGGCUGAUAUCAACCCCGCUCUAGCCAACCAAGCCCGCAAUGACCCUAGCAAGGCCACCGAUGGGCCCGCUCGACCGGCUAAGGCUGCACGUAAAGUCAAGGCUACCAAGGAACUGGAAGCGGGCAAGAACAAGUGGCAGGAUUUUGCAGCCAAAACCAAGGGCAAGAGCAAGAUUGGCAAGAAGGAGAGCAUGUUCCGCACAGGUGACGGUGUCAAUGCCCGGGUGGGAUUUACUGGGUCUGGCCAAACAAUGCGCAAAGAUCCCACUCGAACCCGCCAUAUUUAUCAACAGAACGAGGAAGAGGGCUACUGA
Molecule: messenger RNA, 870 nt
Organism: Penicillium verhagenii
Lineage: Eukaryota; Fungi; Ascomycota; Eurotiomycetes; Eurotiales; Aspergillaceae
Product: tudor domain-containing protein
Exons: 3
Coding region: 1-870 (289 amino acids)
Biological process (GO): negative regulation of DNA-templated transcription
Molecular function (GO): DNA-binding transcription factor activity
Source: RefSeq, a predicted model, not a curated record